Pocillopora meandrina is the source of this 3049-nucleotide messenger RNA. The record is from the annotation of a GenBank genome assembly. Lineage: Eukaryota; Metazoa; Cnidaria; Anthozoa; Scleractinia; Pocilloporidae.
AUGGGUGACCGGAUAAAACCGCUGAAAUUUCUAAGAGACGUUCUCCUUCCACCGGAAAUGGACGUAGAAAAAGAAAUGGUGGACGUUCUUCCAAAACUGCCGGCCCGAAAGGAGGAUAUCUUUAUUACGUCAUAUCCAAGAUCAGGUUCGUUUACAAGUGACAGGGGUUUUUUCUCUAAAAUGUGAAACUCACUGUAAAUCAACAUAUGAUUUGUUUUGAUGUCUUCAGUCCACUGGGCAGGGGACAUAAUUAUGUUAUUGGUUUGUACUUAAUUGGUUCCUCUUCGUCACUAUGACUACUCAGAGUAGUCCGAGUAGUCUUAACGGCACAUGCAUACGGCAACGACAGUAACAACGAAGGGCACAAUAAUGACAUGGCAAAAAGGCUACGUUUGGGUUCAGUUGAGAUAGGAGCACAAAGUGAAUGUGAAAGGAAUUCCAGUUUGACUUGGGACGGAGUGAACCGUGAGAAAAUACCUAGAUCGCGGUUGGCCCGACCCCAUUUCCCAAAGUUUUUUUUCUCGUUCGCCAUUUCGUUUUAUCCCUUACGUCUAUAAGACAGUUUUUUUUUUACAAGAUUGCAGAGUAACAAGAACGACGAUGAUACAAGCAACACUAAAAAUAAAUGAAAGUAACAACCAGAAAAAUUGUAACGAGAGGAAUAUAUGGCCGUUGCGCAAGCCAACCUUCUCGCAUGGUGUAGGUUGAGCUCGCUGUAAAUUAUCAGUUAUGUAUACAGGGCUUUUUUAUCAGUACUUUUGAAUUAAGUGAAAUGAUUCCCCACAAACGAUUAAGCACUGACUCUCCAAGGUGCGGAAAAUAAAGUCUUUGAUAAUUAUUAGCCUCUCAUCAAUAGCAAUGACUUAUUUUUGUGUAAUGCCUCCUCCUUUUAAUAAAGACUGAAAUGACGUCUCUGCCGCGAUCCACACUUCUCCUUGCAAAUGGCAGAAUUGUACAUUUUCUGGAACUUUGCAAGUUUUUGUUGUCUUUUUUCGCAGGCUCCACUUGGACUGAGGAAGUUGUAUGGCAGAUUCUUCAUGAUGGUAAAAUAGACGAGCGUCGAUUGGAUGAACGAAUGCCUUUUGUGGAAGGGAUUAUUCUGCCUAUUAAAUCUUAUCCCUAUACUGUAACAGACCCCGAGUCCGCCAAGAAAAUGUUUACCAGCUUCCCUGAGCCUCGCGUAUUCAAAACUCAUCUUCCUUAUUGCUUCGUCCCUAAGGGCUCUGAUGAAGCUGACAAGCCUCAAUACAUAUAUGUUGUGCGCAAUCCCAAAGAUGUGCUUGUGUCUAUUUAUCAUCAUCACCGCAACAUGCCUUAUUUAGUGGAAAUUCCUUCCUGGGACGAGGCGUUCAAACGUUUUAUCACAGGAGACUGUAAGUAACAUUCCCUUAGCCAUUCUUCAUGAACAAGGGCUUUAAGUCAUUAAGACAUAUAGUAGGUAUAUUGGUUCUACAACUCAGUGAACAUCCUUUGAUAAUAAAUUUCAGAAGAGACAAACGUAUGGCUAGUUCACUAGCAUAGCUUCCCGCAAGACGGUGGUAGAGAAAAAAACACAACAAGAGUGCCAAGGCUGACACGUUUGAGAGUUAAACAGGAAAAAUUAUAAAAUAAUUCAAAUAGUACGCGCGCUCUGAUUGGCCAUAAAACCAUUUUACACGAGCGUAUCGUUCCUCUUUCAUUAGUUAUUUUAUAAAAGAAAUGUAAAAUGGUUUCCGUGUUUACAUAGCCUGAUGUAAACACUUGGGAGGUUGGGAGAACACGAAAUAAGCGUAGGAAACCACGACGCGAAGCUAUCAAACAAACAAACGAUGAAAUCUCGGUUAUGUCUGACUGUCUGAUCGUCGAUUGGAAAAGGCACCCAUACCAUCAACGAAACAUAACAUAUCAUAGUGAGCUCGCAGGUUAAGAGUCCACCAACCUAUAAAACUUAAAGUAAAUCAAGCUCUGGGAAUGUAAUAUUUCUGAGGUCUGUUUGGAUGAAGGAAAUAUAAAUAGCAAAUUGGUACGUUUUAAUGAGAAGCUUUUCCUUGCCUACUUUGCAGUUACGUUUGGUUUGCACUUUGAUCACGUGUUAGGCUGGUGGGAACAAAGGGACGACCCUAACAUUUUGAUUCUUACUUAUGAGGACAGAAUAAAGGUAAGAAAUAAAAGUAAACCAUUUAUGGAUCUUAAAGCUCUUGUAGAUGUAUGAUAUAACCCUCUAUUUAGCUUAAGGAUUAAGGUUUUUUAGUAUUUCAUUCGCCUGGGCGUUAAUUAAGUCUAUUUUCAAAGGCUUUGAGUAUGACUUGCGGACGAAGGAAAUAAAUAGAUACCAGAAAGAGGACUCGCGUAAACAGAUUUCUUCAAUUUUUUCGACAGUUUAAAAAAGUUUGAGUCUUUAACAAUUCACAAGGAUUUGCAUGUAUACAUGAUAAGAUUUUGUUUGUCGCCAUGCAGCUUUUCCCCUUACGGUUCUUUAAUAUGUGAGCAACUAGACCAUUUUGUCAAGGCAUCAAGGCAACAAUGUUUCAGUUACACCGCUAAAACUAAACCCAUCAAAAUGAAAGUGACACUACGGGCUCGUCUUAAACACUAGAAAACCGUCACACUCAGGAUGCGUUAAGGCCGACUGUACCUGUUUCAAGGGAAAGCUCCAGCGAGUUUCAAGAUCCAAAUAAAUGCAAAGAUAGCAACGUAUAACUUUAUUUUGACCAAUCACAUUGGGGAUCCAGUAAUUGGAGCAAACCACAGAAAAACCUGAACUUAUUAGCGUCAUUUUGCGAGAUUCACAAUAAUAGUUUGUUAUAAAAUGUUAUUAUUUGAGGAUCCAGCAGAUGCUGUUGACAAGAUAGCAAAGUUCCUUAGUAAAAAGAUCUCCCCUGAAACACGUGACCUUAUUGUCAGACAAACGUCCUUUGACGCCAUGAAGAGCUCCAGUCAUACCAACUUUACUUGGUUUGAAGGAAUCAAGGGUGAUGGCUUUUUUAGAAAGGGUCAAGUAGGAGGAUGGAAAGAUUACUUUACUGAAGAACAGAAUGAAUUGUUUGAUAAGGUUUUCAGUGAAAGAGUU